Messenger RNA from Racocetra persica, 199 nucleotides. The record is from the annotation of a GenBank genome assembly. NCBI's taxonomy places the organism in Eukaryota, Fungi, Glomeromycota, Glomeromycetes, Diversisporales, Gigasporaceae.
AUGAAUUUAAUAACACAUGUUGUUGAAGGUGUCAAGAAGCCAAAUCUUGUUAUGAAAAUGACUUCAAUGAACUCAUUAAGGCAAGGUGUAGAUAUUAUUUAUCUCAGAUGUUUAGCAUCAUUGAGAGAUGAAGAAAUCAAUAUUGAAAAGGAUAAAUCCACGGAGGAAGGAAAUACUGAUGGUAACCUUGAAGUAAAUA